Sardina pilchardus (European sardine) is the source of this 717-nucleotide messenger RNA. Its product is annotated as GTPase IMAP family member 9-like. The transcript has 2 exons. Bases 1 to 717 code for a protein of 238 amino acids. Gene Ontology annotation, molecular function: GTP binding. Lineage: Eukaryota; Metazoa; Chordata; Actinopteri; Clupeiformes; Clupeidae. The record is from RefSeq and is a predicted model, not a curated record.
AUGAACAUCGGCCAAUUUCCCCCAGCAGAUCUCAACUCAUCGUCCACCUUGAUGGAACGGACAGGUGUUAUUUACCAGCUAGCCACAGAUCCAGAUCUCAGGAUUGUGCUUGUUGGGAAAGCUGGAGCUGGGAGUUCAGCUGGGAACACCAUCUUACAGCGGGAGGUCUUUAAUCCCAAGCUACUGCCUUCCCUGGAAACAUCAACAUGUCAGAAGGAAACCGCAGAGUUUGAUGGUCAAAUACUGGCUGUAGUGGACACUCCAGGUCUCUUCCACACCCGUAACACUAUAGAGGAGAUGAGAACAGAAAUUGCUAAAUGCAUCUCAUUGUCUGCUCCUGGUCCUCAUGUGUUCCUGGUUGUGAUCAACGGGGCAGGCAGAUUCACAGCAGAAGAGCAAGAAACAGUGGACAUCAUCCAGGAGAUGUUUGGAGAAGAGGCAGCACGUUACACUAUGGCCCUCUUCACCCACGCAGGCCAGCUGAAGGCAGAUGGGCUCUCCAUAGAACACUUCAUUAAAGGCAACGCAGAUCUGUGUGGCUUCAUCAGUCAGUGUGGUGGUGGAUAUCAUGUGUUUGAUAACAGAGAUGACAAUCCCUCUCAGGCCCGAGAGCUGCUGGAGAAGAUCAACACAAUGGUGGAAAGGAAUAAAGGCCACUACACCAAGGACAGGUUCAGAGCUGCUGGAGAAGAUCAACACAAUGGUGGAAAGGAAUAA